CUGUGGGCGCACACAGGUCAGUUCAGACAACCCGCUGCGGCGAGUAGGAAAACUUACCAUCAUUUUUAUAUCCAACUGUAUGCUGCGGAUACUUCAAAGCGAACAACGGAUACAAUAACUUUAUUUUCCUCUCCUGAAAUGAAGGACAUAUUCACCCCAGAUUGAACAGGCGAUAUCUUUAUGACUUUCAUUCAUUCAUUCUUUUAACUUAUCACUUAGAGGUACAGCUUCUGCAGUUUUUCUUGCAUUUACGGGAGUUUUGACACCCACAGGAUGGCGGAUAACAAGCACCCGCACGUUAUUUUCUGUAACGACUCGCCAAAAAGAGUUUUGGUGUCUGUUAUUAAGACCACACCGAUCAAACCCAGGAGAGCAGAGGCCCUGACUCCGACAAGUCCCGGUUUCAGCGACUUCAUGGUGUACCCGUGGAAAUGGGGGGAGAACGCCCACAAUGUGACUCUGAGCCCGGGCUCAGUCAGCGGCGCCUCUUCACCCACAGGAGCCAAGACUGCCAGAGAAGCGGACACGGAGCCUUCACCUGAGCAGAUCAGGGAUGGCAUCCGCAGAGGGCGUCCCCGGGCUGACACUGUCCGAGAGCUCAUCAAUGAGGGGGAGAGUUCAGCCAGUCGUAUUCGCUGUAACAUCUGCAACCGCGUGUUUCCAAGAGAAAAGUCUCUGCAGGCUCACAAGAGGACACACACAGGAGAGAGGCCCUACCUGUGUGACUACCCAAACUGUGGGAAGGCGUUUGUGCAGAGUGGUCAGCUGAAGACCCACCAGCGGCUGCACACUGGGGAGAAACCCUUUGUCUGCUCGGAGAAAGCAUGUGGCAAUCGGUUCACACAUGCCAACCGUCACUGUCCCAAGCAUCCUUACUCCCGUCUGAAGCGAGAGGAACCAAAGGAGGAGCAGGGGAAGGCUCAGUCUGUGGAUAACAAGGCUGUGGCUGAAUGGCUGGCAAAGUACUGGCAAACCCGUGAGCAGCGUGCCCCCACAACCACCAAGGGGAAGCCACAGGGCAAGUCCAGAGCAGAGGACCAGGAGCAGCAGGACCCUAUGGAGUUCCUCCAGUCCGAUGAAGAGAACGGGGAGGAUGAAGAGAUGGCAGAGGAGGAGAAGGGGAGCCAGGGAGGAGCCGCCAAGCGCCGCCUCCAGGAGCAGCGAGAGCGUCUCCAUGGUGCUCUGGCACUUAUUGAUCUGGCCAACAACCUGUCUGCCUGAACCCCUACCCACUUCCUGAUCCCUGACAUUCCCUGUCUCCAUUCCCAGCCCGCCUUCCUGCAGUAUGUGCUGUAUCUAGAAGUGUUCAUGAAUGCAGAUCAAUGACUAGUUUAGUUUAUUCUACCAAGUCGUGAAAUCAGACUUUGAGAACGAGCUGAACUAGCCUGAGAUCAGUGUUUUGCACAGCAUCAUCUAUCGUCACAGCACCAGGAAGGCACAAGCUAAAGCACCUUAUUCAGCUUCCAUUUAUCCUUUUAGGCUGCUAUAAUUGUAGAUUUGACUAUAUGAAGAAUGUUUUCUUUCUCCUGUCUUCUAAAGGCAAAGGAAGAGUACCUAUUAUGUAGGGAUGCACCGAUACAUCGGCGAGACAUCGGCAUCGGUCGAUGUUAGUCCUAUUUACCACAAUCGGCACAUCGGUAAAAUAAGGUGACAUCACCGAUGGCAGUCGCCGAUGUUUAUAUUUUGCUACGUGACCGGGAUAAGUCGCAUUAGCCUCGUUAUUUUUAAAUCUGACGGACCAAAUCUGAAGUCAGGGCAUCAUUUUAAAGGAUUAGAACAGUGACUAGGUCUCCCGUAACUUUAAAGUCAUUCGGUGGGGGGGAGGGGCGUCUCCUCUCCUCUGUGAGGAGCUGCUGCUGCACGCUGCGCAUGCUGCAGGACUUCUGCAUUUUAGCAAUCGGUGCAUCCCUACUAUUAUGUUUUAAUUUGUUUUGUUUGCACUUUGAUGGUAACGAGUUCUUUGAGUGUUUUGUGAGUGUAACAGAGUGUGAAUGAUUGAUGUAUAAAUGGAUUAAGCUCAGAUGGACAGAGUGAUACAGGGUGUGGUCAAACAUAGGACUUGUUAAAGUUCCAUUCCAACUGUCAGAUGGCCUCGCAUCAUGCUCCCAGGUUUCAUCUCUAGCAUUGUACGCAAGCUUUCUCUUCCUCUGAUUACAGCGGUGGUGGUAGAAAGCGACUGAGAAAGGUUCAUUUUAAGCAUCACCUAGACAGCAUGCUCUUAGAAGUGAGUGUAUGUGGACUAAAGGAGACAAAACAAGUCAGGGGGGCUCUAUAGUCUGGCAAUUGGUUCAUUUUUAUAUGCGAUAAGAUGGGACCAUUGCAAGCCUAAUCCAGAGGUCUUUAAAAACAUCCAUACUUUGACAGCUUUACCACUUCAUCAUGAUUCACACAAAUUCGUAUUCAAUUAACAUUACCAGAGACACACAGGAAGUUCACCUGGAGCCAUUUCUAGUCUUCUAACAUAUUCAGUUAAGCAAUUGUCAAUCAUUAGAGGUCGAGAGUACCUCUAAUGCCAUAUUUUCAUUGGAACAGAUGUUUACCUUCAACAGUAAAAUCAGCAGACCUAAAGUUGAUUCCACGCAGAUGGGAGAUAUUUCACGUCACCUUUUAUAUUAAAGGGGGACAGACCAGAUGUUAUAUGGGCAUAGAAACAUAGUGUUGCAUCUAUGUCAUCUCAUUUCAAAAGAUUAAGUUAUGAUAUAUUUAUUUCACCAUAUUUUUUUUUUACUGGCUAACAAUUUGUUUAACUUUGAUAGCCUUGAAAUCUUUUGACAUGUAAAGGGAAAUAUUGUGGCACCAGAGAAAACUGUAAACCUUUAAAAUCCAUUUAGGUUUGUCACAUACAUUCAGGCACCCCAUUUUACUUAGCACUUGCACCCCUAUUUGAGUAUUGGAUUAAGCUUGCAAUGCACUGAAAAUUUGAUUUGUCGUACGAGUCCAAAAAGAUGGCACUUGUUUUUGAUGAACUGAUUUUUGUAGUGCUUGGUGUUUUAAUUUUCUUUCUUUUUUGAAACAACACUACAUCCUUAGACACUGUAUGAAGCCUCUCAUAACUGCCCUGUCAACAAACGGUCACUGUGUGUAGCUGUGAUGUUUGAAUCUUAGUCUGAUUUACAAAUGGCCUUAGUGGAGUUACGGUAAAACUGGAAGGCAGGUUCAUUGUUGAUAAUCAAAACACCAAAUGAUUUAUUUGUACCCCAUUAUAGUAUAUUUUGAAGCAUUUCUAACCCUUAGUCUAUUUUGUGGUUUGAGAAGAUUAUGGCAUUGAUUUAAUAUAUACACCUUUUGUUUGUUAGAAUGUUGAGUGUGCACAAUUUACGAAGAGCUUUGAAGUUAAUUUUUAGUUUAAGUUGUUGUUCUCCCCUAACAUCCUCCAAUGAUUUUAGCAUGUAAAGAGUGAUCCUGCUUGCUUGGUAGACAUUUUAUUACACAUUUAAAAGGUAAUAUUUCUCUGACAGGCUGUCCACACUGUUAUAUAUUUGUUGGUUUUAAAUAAACGUUCACUGAACCUGAACCCAGAA
Eleginops maclovinus (Patagonian blennie) is the source of this 3521-nucleotide messenger RNA. RefSeq names its product zinc finger protein 367 (gene znf367). Bases 274 to 1221 code for a protein of 315 amino acids. NCBI's taxonomy places the organism in Eukaryota, Metazoa, Chordata, Actinopteri, Perciformes, Eleginopidae. Gene Ontology annotation, biological process: regulation of transcription by RNA polymerase II. The record is from RefSeq and is a predicted model, not a curated record. Gene Ontology annotation, cellular component: nucleus. The transcript is spliced from 5 exons.